This is a messenger RNA of Myotis lucifugus (little brown bat), 876 nucleotides long. Its product is annotated as testis-specific H1 histone. Bases 1 to 876 code for a protein of 291 amino acids. NCBI's taxonomy places the organism in Eukaryota, Metazoa, Chordata, Mammalia, Chiroptera, Vespertilionidae. The record is from RefSeq and is a predicted model, not a curated record. The transcript has a single exon.
AUGGCAGAGGCGACCGGGGCCGUGGCGGAGGCGGCGGAGGCCGGGGCCGGGGCUGUGGCCGGAGCCGGGGCUGUGGCUGUGACUGUGGGUGUGGCCGGAGCCGGGGCUGUGGCCGAGGCCGGGGCCGGGGCCGAGGCCGAGGCGGAGAAGGCUGAGCCCAGUGGCGGAUCUCAAGGCGCUGAAGUUAAAACCCCGCAGCCCACGGGGAAAAUCCUCGCGGCCCCGCCGAGGCGGGACUUGGGCUCGGUGCUCAAAGUGUCCCAGCUGCUGCUCGGAGCCAUCGUCUCGCACACGGGGCUGACGGUGGCCACUCUCAGGAAGGAGCUGGGGAACGCCGGCUACCAGGUGCGCAGGAAGUGCCGGCGCCGCGCCGGCUCCGCGCGCAAGCCUGGCAUCAGGAGCACUCUCAUCAGGGUCAGCGGCAGCCACACCUCCGGCUACUUAAGGGUCUGGAAGCCUCCAAAGCCCAAGAGGAAGCCGGCGCCCCGCCCGAGGUCGGAGGAGGGCGUUCGGUCCUGGAGGACCCCUUCGGGGCUGCGGAGCCCCCGGAGGCGCCGCCGCGUGCGCUGCCGCAAGGCGGCCAGGAGGGCGCGGGAAGUUUGGAGACGCAACGCCAGGGUGAACAGCGCCCUGCGGAGGCUGAGGCCGAGAGUCCGGGGCCAGGUGCGCUCCAGAGCCAAGGAGGAGGGCACGAGGGCCAAGGUGAUGGACGGGGGCAGAGGAAGGCCCGUGAAAGACAGGCCUCGGUCCCGAGAGAAGAGGCCCAGGGAGGAGAAGAAGCAGGAGCCCGGGAAGGCGGGAAGGCGGACCGUCCCGAGGUCAGCUUCGGUUAGAACGGGCCCAAGGGCUGCUCGCUCAGACUGCCGCAGCAUCUGA